Messenger RNA from Hibiscus syriacus, 908 nucleotides. Its product is annotated as probable E3 ubiquitin-protein ligase RHB1A. The transcript is spliced from 5 exons. Lineage: Eukaryota; Viridiplantae; Streptophyta; Magnoliopsida; Malvales; Malvaceae. The record is from RefSeq and is a predicted model, not a curated record. The coding region runs from base 202 to 771 and encodes 189 amino acids. Gene Ontology annotation, molecular function: ubiquitin-protein transferase activity.
AAAAUAAAAGGGGAAAACCAUAAAGCUUCUUUCUCUCUUUUUCUCAGAGCCAAGUUUCUUCUUCAAUUUCUUCCGACUUUUCCAAGUUGGAAUUUUUUGGCUUGAAAUCCUUCGCCUGUUCUCUCCGCCGACGCUUCAUAACAGGAGAAAAUGCACCAAACUACCUUUGCGUUGAGUGGAUGACAAAUAUAACUGUGGGAUAUGGGAGGCUGCUGUUGUUCUUCUCGGAAGCCUCAUCUGCAUGGGACACCUGUAUAUUAUUAUUGUCCGCCUACAUUGGAAGAGAACGAGUCUUUAAGAGCUCACGAUGGGUCAGCCUCUACAAUGGCUGCAGUUCUGGUUAAUUUGAAUCUAGAAGUACCUGACACAUUUAGGCCACCUCCAGCACCUUUGCCAUAUGAUGGGGUCUUAGGGUGUCCAAAUUCAGCUGAUUCAGAGUCUUUCAAGGAAACUGUCAGUGGGGACAGUUUUCAGGCACUGCCUACAUGUGAAGAUCUUGAGGAAUCGGACUGUAGAACACAUUCUAAUUCUUUACUUCUUUCACCAAGAAAACCAGAAGCCACAACAUUAAUUGAAUCUAAUAAAACAGCAACGGAAGAAGAGGAUACAUGUCCUAUUUGUCUUGAAGAGUAUGAAGAAGAGAAUCCGAAGCUUGUAACGAAAUGUGAACAUCAUUUUCACCUCUCAUGCAUUUUGGAAUGGAUGGAAAGAAGUGACACCUGCCCUUUAUGUGAUCAGGAAAUUAUAUUUGAUCAGACUUUUGAUCAAUAACUCUUUAUUCAAGAUGGAAUUCUUUUGUUGUUUAAGAGUAAAGCUUUCCACUAAGGACAUUGCAGAUGCAUAUUAGGUUUUCGUUCUGCAGCUGGUCAGGCGUGUUCCCACAUAAUCGACUUUUACCUUUGUUAUAU